Messenger RNA from Pomacea canaliculata, 2568 nucleotides. Its product is annotated as 3 beta-hydroxysteroid dehydrogenase type 7-like. The transcript has 4 exons. The record is from RefSeq and is a predicted model, not a curated record. Gene Ontology annotation, biological process: steroid biosynthetic process. Gene Ontology annotation, molecular function: 3-beta-hydroxy-Delta5-steroid dehydrogenase (NAD+) activity. Lineage: Eukaryota; Metazoa; Mollusca; Gastropoda; Architaenioglossa; Ampullariidae. Bases 1094 to 2347 code for a protein of 417 amino acids.
CACACACACAUGGCGGGAAUUAGGCACUAGGUUCAUGCAUGUGUUCGUGUCAGUUUGAAGACAAUGUGGGAGAUGUGUGAGUGUGUUGGAGGGAGGUUACAAACAGCGAUCAGACCGCGCGGAUCGAUGCGCCACUGGGGCGAUCAGACGGGACCCCCUUUGAUGAGGAGGUCGUCAGAGCACCUGAGCCCCGGGACCUAAAGACAGUGGAGGUGGAAACUAGUGAUGGGACUGGCUGUAAGAGAAAUCUUCAUCACGUGACAUCAAUAGCCUGCGAUGCUGGACCCUGAACACCAUCAGUAGCCUGUGUGACUGGAUCCUGACCGCCAAACUGCAGUGAGCAUUCCCGCGAGCACUAUAGGUAAGUUUGCUACAAGACUCUAUUUGUAUAAUAAGUGCUUUUAAGUUACAAGUCUAAAAUAACAAAACGACUAAAAAGUGAUAUUUAAAGACAACAAAAACGUGGGCCACAUACUGAUCCACAACAACUGAGUUCCACACCAAGCGUUACUAGAAAAUAAAAGUUUGUAUGUGUGUAUUUUUCACACUUCAUAAUUAGAAUUUAAAUUUUAAGAAAGUAAUGUCUUGGAAAGUGCUUUGUUUUGUCUGCAUUAAAUUUGAAAUAUCGAGAGGCUGACUGCUCAGCAGAAAGAACCCGAGCCACCAAAACACAUUAGUUCAUCACACUGAAUAAAUCAAUGUCUUAAAAGUAGUGGGAAGGGAAGGAGGCGAGACAAGUGGUCACAACCCGUUAAAAGGAAAACAAGUAGACUGAAAACCUGCUGGAUGGACGGAGGACCAGUUUCACUCAGCCUCGAUCUAAUGUGCACUGUUCUUCUCUCUAUGCGGAAGGCGACGAGUUAAUUCCACUGAUUUUUUUAAUUUUCAUAAACAUCGGCAACCUGCUUGGUCCUAAUUAGUUUUAACAAAAAGAGUAAAUAAUCAUUCAAUUCUCCUGUAUUGUUCUCGUGAGCUGCAAUAGUAAUUAAAUUUGACUUUCAAACAUUUUGCACCGUCGUCACAGCCUUAUCGCUGUUGUAAGAGCCGUGAGUGUACAUUUAACUGUUUCAGCAUUACUCCACUGAUUACAAAAAUGCAGAAGAUCCUAUGGAAGCAGGUGCAUUGUGCCAGAAACUACACUGGCAUGAGCAGACGAGGUGUACAGCAGCUGAGUUCGGGAAGCAAGUGUCCUGUGAUGCCGGAGGUUCUUCCAGCAGCUCCAAUGAAGCAUCACCGUGACGAGGUCCCUCCAACGGCGGAGGCGCAGGGAGGAGAGGUGGCGGGGGAUGUGGUGUUGGUGACCGGCGGGGCGGGAUUUCUGGGGCAGCACGUGAUCAGCCAGCUGCAGCAGCACGCGCCGCACGUACGGGAGAUCCGCGUCCUUGACCUUCAACCCUUCGUACAGAAACUCGAGUACAAGGCCACCAAGCCUGUAGUGGCGAUGACAGGAUCCAUUACGGACCCGGAUGUUGUGCUCAGGGCCACCCAAGACGUCACCUCGGUCAUACAUAUCGCAGGACUGGUCAGUUACGGGACCUUUCCGGACACCAAGGGCAUGGAGAACGUCAAUGUCAACGGAACGCUCAACAUCUUAAGGGCCUGCCAUCGACGUGAUGUCCAGAGGCUUAUUUUCUGUAGCACAGUGGACGUGGUUGUUGGAUUUACACCUAUUCGAGGUGGUACAGAAGAAAACACCUUUAUUCCAGACAAGUUCUUAUUUCCUAGUUACCCACUCACAAAGCUUCAGGCUGAGCAAUUGGUUGUUACAUCGAAUGGGAAAAAAACCUUAAAUGGUAGAUAUCUGAACACAGUUUCACUAAGAGCAAAUGUCAUGUAUGGAGAACUUGAUCCAUACUAUGUGACAACUGGCCUUCGCAGUGCAAAGUCUCGAGGAGGAAAGUUAGUGCGAGUUGGCAGAGGCCAGUCACUGUUCCAGCAAUGCUAUGUUGGAAAUGUGGCUACAGCUUUCGUACAAGCUGAUACAGCUUUGUACAACAAUGCGGACAUUGGAGGAGAAGUGUUUUACAUUCCUGAUCAAACUCCACUCCAGAACAGCUUCAGUUUCAUGCAACCCUAUCUCAAGUGCCGUGGCUACAGUCUGUCACCGUAUUAUCUGCCCUUUUCACUUGUUUAUGGAACAGUCUAUCUGCUGGAACGUCUGUUGUAUGCUUUAUCUCCCCUGAUAAAGAUAAACUUAGGAACAGAAUCCUGCAGUCUUAAGUAUAUCAACAUGGAUCUUUAUUUUAAGGGUGAUAAAGCAAUAAGAAUGUUUGAUUUCCACCCAGUAUUUUCUGUGCAAGAAGCUCAACAAAGAUCAAUAGCUUAUUACAGAACAGUAGAGCUGUAAUGUACUUUGCCAUCAAUUUCAUGCUGGAGCAAUCAUUUCAACAAGUUCUGCUUUAUGAACAUGAAUAAAACCAGCAGCUUGGCUGUCCAUAAAACAAGCAUAUUCCUGCCUGUGUGUGGAUGUUCAAAGGCACACAAGUUCUUAACAAUUAAUAUUUAUUUUAACUUUAUUUACCCAAGCUACCUUUAAAAAAUUCACACGAAAGUGAGAAGAGACAAUGA